AUGACCAACCCCAGCUCUGCCUUCUCCAGCGGCUCGCUGUGCUCCGGGGAGGCGGCGGCGAGGAUGAGCCGGGGCCGGGCCGCCGGGAGCCCGAGCCCGGAGCGCCGCAGCCCCGACGGCGGCACCAGCGACGGGCCCGGCUCGCUGGGCAGCGACGGGCCCGGCUCCCUGGGCAGCGGCUCCCCGGGCAGCCUGCGCUGCUCGCCCUUCCCCGGCCUGGGCCGGCUGCCGCCCCCCGUGCGCCUGGACAUCGACACCGAGUUCCAGGCCGUGCGGCAGCAGGAGAAGGAGGACAUCAAAGUGCUCAACAACCAGUUCGUGACCCUCAUCGAGAAGGUCCAGAGCUUGGAGCAGCAGAACAAGAUCCUGACAACCAGGUGGAACUUCCUGAAGGACCAGGACAAUUCCCACUCUGACUCGGACAUCAAGGCCAUCUACGAGCAGUACGUGAGCAAAAUGAACCAGGAGAUGAAGGCGCUCAACUUCGAGCAGGAGAACCUGGAGUCAGAGCUGGCGAAGGUGCUGAGCACCAUGGACGCCUUCCGGAGCAAGUACGAGGAUGAAAUUCGCCUCUGCAGCGGGAUGGAAUUCACCUUCAUGGAGCUCAAAAAGGAUUUGGAUGUGAGCACCUUGCACCGCACGGAGCUGGAGGUGAAGCUCAAAGGGCUCCAGGAGCUGCUGGAGCUGAAGAAAACCAUCUAUGAGCAGGAGCUGGAGGAGCUGCUGACGGAAAUCAAGGACAUCUCCGUGGUGCUGGGGAUCGACAGCUGCUCCCGGCCGGACCUGGGCAGGAUCGUGGAGGACGUCAGGGCCCAGUACGAGGCUCUGGCCCUGCGCAGCUGGGAGGAGGCCGAGGCACUCACCCGGAGGAAGCUCACCGACAGCAGCUCCCAGCCCGGCUCCUUCGGGGGGCACCUCCUGGACAGCCGGAGGGAAAUCGCAGAUCUGAACAUCCGCAUCCAGAAACUGCGCUCCUGCAUCGUGUCCCAGAAGAGCCAGUGCCUGUACCUGGAGGAGCACAUCCGCGAGGCUGGCGAGCAGGGGGAGGGCACCCUGAGGGACGCCAAGGCCAAGGUGGCCGGGCUGGAGGAGGCCCUGCAGCGCAGCAGGGAGCACAUGGCUCACCUGGUCCGCGAGUACCAGGAGCUCAUGAACAUCAAACUGGCCCUGGACGUGGAGAUCCUCACCUACAGGAAGCUCGUGGAAGGGGAGGAGAACAGCAUGGAGCAGCCCAUCCCCACCAUCAUCAGCGCCGUCCACUCCCGGCCCAGGCCCCUUUCUGCCAGCGCCCUGCGGAACUCGCGGCUCUUUGCGCGGGGCUCGGGGGAGCCCAGCGGGGGCGGCCCCGGGAGGGACCCGGACGCUGCGGGGGCUGCGGGCACCGGGACCCGGCCCAAGCUCAGUGCCGGGGCCGCCGGGGAGUGCUCCUAG
Messenger RNA from Melospiza georgiana, 1431 nucleotides. RefSeq names its product keratin 80 (gene KRT80). Gene Ontology annotation, biological process: intermediate filament organization; keratinization. The coding region runs from base 1 to 1431 and encodes 476 amino acids. Lineage: Eukaryota; Metazoa; Chordata; Aves; Passeriformes; Passerellidae. The transcript is spliced from 9 exons. Gene Ontology annotation, cellular component: keratin filament. The record is from RefSeq and is a predicted model, not a curated record. Gene Ontology annotation, molecular function: structural constituent of skin epidermis.